Messenger RNA from Sphaeroforma arctica JP610, 512 nucleotides. RefSeq lists its product as hypothetical. The annotation marks the transcript as partial. The record is from RefSeq and is a predicted model, not a curated record. The transcript has 3 exons. Lineage: Eukaryota; Ichthyosporea; Ichthyophonida. Gene Ontology annotation, molecular function: GTP binding.
AUGCGCUGUUUCUCCCUCAAGAACAAUGCACGCAUAGAACCCAUCCGCAUCUCUGAAGACGACUACAAACGACAUCUCAAACUCCUAGCUAAUCGGAAGGGGCUCAUCGUACAUGUUGUGGACAUGCUGGAUAUACCAGGCUCUAUCUAUACCGGUCUGAAUGCGGUAGUCGGGACCCAGAACAAGAUUGUGCUAUGCGUGAACAAGACCGACAUGCUGAUCGGCAAAGGGAAAGACAUGCCGGAGGUGGCUGAACGUCUCAACACAUGGAUCCACGACGUUAUUGCGGACACACAGCUAAAGAAUGUUGUAGAUGCUGUGUUCGUGAGUGCUAAGUCUGGCCUCGGCUUUGCUGGUCUCAGGAAGUCUAUAGAAAAGCACCGCAACAAUGGAUCGGUGUACUUUGUGGGCUGCACAAAUGCGGGAAAAUCCUCGGUGGUCAACAAGCUGAUCGCCGAUUUCAAAGCAGACGCUCCAGGCUCUGCGAAACGCUUCACGACCAAUGUCACGGU